AUGCAGCCUGGUGGGCAGCUGCCGGGCGCCGUCACCGACACUUCCCGGGACAAUGGCUUUUCGAUGCCCCUGGGCGACGCCGCUGCUGAGGAGGCGUUCCCGAUGAUUUCGGACGUCUUCGAGGUCUGGGGAGGCUCCAAGCAUGGCGCCGCGCGGCGGGCGCGGCGCGGGCGUCCGGACUGCGUAGGAGCAGGAGGAGGAAGACGAGGAGGAGGUUGCCGACGGGGUGCGCCGAGGAAGGUGUUGUUGACUUAG
This is a messenger RNA of Prorocentrum cordatum, 255 nucleotides long. The record is from the annotation of a GenBank genome assembly. NCBI's taxonomy places the organism in Eukaryota, Dinophyceae, Prorocentrales, Prorocentraceae.